AUGCCGUCGCUCUCUGCACUCGGUUCUCUUGCAGGCAUUAUUGCUAGUAUUCCUUCUGUUAUGGCGGGCUUUGAUCCGACCUCGCAGAGUAAUGUUGCCGUUUAUUGGGGACAAAACUCAUAUGGACAGGGCUCUGGAGCUUACGUUCAGCAACGGCUCUCAUAUUAUUGUCAAAAUUCGGAAAUCAACAUCAUUCCCCUCGCAUUCUUGAGUUCUAUCAAUACGCCAGUCCUCAACUUUGCCAACCAAGGAGAUCAAUGCACGGUAAUUUCGGGAUCUACGUUAUUUUACUGCUCGGAGCUCGAAGCCGACAUUACCACAUGCCAAGAAACAUAUGGCAAGACAAUCUUGCUUUCAGUUGGCGGGGCCACUUAUACUGAGGGUGGUUUCACAUCCACACAAGCUGCCACAACCGCUGCGAAUAAUCUAUGGUCAUGGUUUGGACCUGAUACCUCAGGUGAUAUCCGACCUUUCGGAACUGCUGUAAUCGAUGGAUUUGAUUUUGACUUUGAAAGCACGGUAUCCAAUAUGCCUGCAUUUGGAGAUCAGCUCCGCUCGUUGAUGGAUACAGAUACAAACAAAACAUGGCUUUUAUCCGCUGCUCCACAGUGUCCCUACCCUGAUGCAGCAGAUGGGCCAAUGCUUGCUGGAACAGUGUCAUUCGAUAUCGUCUGGGUGCAAUUUUACAACAACUACUGCGGAGUACAAUCAUUCGUCUCCGGUGUAUCAACACAGAAUAACUUUAAUUUCGAUACUUGGGACAACUGGGCCAAGACAGUAUCCCUAAACCCUAACGUCAAAGUCAUGCUAGGCAUACCAUCCAACACUGGAGCUGGAGCUGGUUACACUUCUGGGGCUGCUCUUGCGAGCGUCAUCGCAUACUCAAAGAGUUUCUCCAGUUUUGGCGGCGUAAUGAUGUGGGACAUGAGCCAACUUUACGCAAAUGCCGGAUUUCUCGAUGCGGUCAAUGCGGAUCUCGGAAAGCCAGCGGUAACUGUACCAGUCACAACUAGCACUAUUACUAGCACUAGUACCAGCAAAUCUUCGAUCACUUCCACUACUACUUCCGCCACAACAACGACUCCAGGCUCUACUCUCACGACCAUAACAACAACUAGCGCCAGCCCUACUUCGACUAGCGGUCCACUUGUCAAUGAGUGGAACCAAUGUGGUGGACAGGGCUGGACUGGAGCUACUAAUUGCGUCCCUGGCACGACUUGUGUCGCAUACAGCAUCUGGUAUUCACAGUGCAAUCCCAACUAG
Messenger RNA from Botrytis fragariae, 1263 nucleotides. RefSeq names its product putative class iii protein. Gene Ontology annotation, biological process: carbohydrate metabolic process. Gene Ontology annotation, molecular function: cellulose binding; chitinase activity. The record is from RefSeq and is a predicted model, not a curated record. The coding region runs from base 1 to 1263 and encodes 420 amino acids. The transcript has 5 exons. Gene Ontology annotation, cellular component: extracellular region. Lineage: Eukaryota; Fungi; Ascomycota; Leotiomycetes; Helotiales; Sclerotiniaceae.